UUACGUGUUCGUGUGUUCGUGUUGAUGAGUGAAGUGAAUUUGUAUUUUGAUAUUAAAAAUUUCUUUACAACAUAUUUUAUUCUGGUUGCUUAUUGUUUCAUUUUCAUUUCCCAAGAAGUUUUAAUACAUAGUAAUACAUAGUUACAUAAGACAAAAGUUAAUCGAAAUGAAUUCUGCGACUCCAGUCGUGCCGCAGGUGCCGUUGCUGGAUGAUGAUACUAUCGCCUUCGGUGAGGAGGACAACGCUAACAAACAAUUUGUCCACCCAUACAUAGUGUUCUUCCACCUGAUAUUCCGCGGCGCCGCCAUAGUGGUGUACAUCCUCUGCGGCUGGUUCUCAGACUCCUUCAUCGCCAGCUUCGUGCUAGUGGUGCUGCUGCUUUCGGCUGACUUCUGGACUGUUAAGAACAUAAGCGGGAGACUGCUGGUGGGUUUGAGGUGGUGGAACUAUGUGGACGAUGAAGGAAAGUCGCAUUGGGUCUUUGAGUCCAAACAGAACCGCGUGAACCGCAACGAGAGUCGACUGUUCUGGCUGGGCCUGAUGCUGUGCCCUCUCAUCUGGGCCGGUUUCUUCAUCAUCUGCCUCUUUGGGCUCAAGUUCAAGUGGAUGUUGUUGGUGCUGAUCGCGCUGACGCUGACGGGCGCCAACCUGUACGGCUACGUCAAGUGCAAGUUCGGCGCCAAGGAGAACCUGAAGUCCGCCACCACCGACUUCGUGAAGAAGCAGCUGUUGCAGAACGCCACCUCCUUCAUGUUCGCGCAGCCCGCGCCGCCGACCACCGGCAAUACCGGCGUCGUUUAGAUGUAGGGUUAUGAUCAAUAGAUUAAUUGUAAUUUAAUUUUAAUUUUAAAUAAAAUAAAUAAAUUAUAAUUUUAAGACAUUU
Messenger RNA from Bicyclus anynana (squinting bush brown), 884 nucleotides. RefSeq lists its product as uncharacterized. The transcript is spliced from 6 exons. Gene Ontology annotation, biological process: protein secretion; vesicle-mediated transport. The coding region runs from base 167 to 802 and encodes 211 amino acids. The record is from RefSeq and is a predicted model, not a curated record. Gene Ontology annotation, cellular component: Golgi membrane. NCBI's taxonomy places the organism in Eukaryota, Metazoa, Arthropoda, Insecta, Lepidoptera, Nymphalidae.